Molecule: messenger RNA, 1278 nt
Organism: Alternaria arborescens
Lineage: Eukaryota; Fungi; Ascomycota; Dothideomycetes; Pleosporales; Pleosporaceae
Exons: 1
Coding region: 1-1278 (425 amino acids)
Source: RefSeq, a predicted model, not a curated record
AUGCCGAAAACUUCCAAGCAGCCCAGGCAGGUUCCACUCAAGACGGGGCCGUUCGCGCCAAUACUGCCCCGAACUCAGGGGCAGGCAAGCAUACCUCAGACUCAGAAAAUGCCACCGGAAACGAUCGCGGAGAGAAUCGCGCAAUUGGUCGCUCCGGGCUCCAUUGUCAGUGUUCCUUCCAACAUGGCUCUUGAAGAUGUCCUAGUGAUGGCAGUCAUGUCGGGCUCCAUUGCUAUCAUUCCUCACGACCCGGGUCUUGGUCGUCAUCCGGGUUUCGCACAUGAUGCCUUACAGAAUGUGGUUUUCAUGAAGCCCUCGGGAUAUGGGCCAACGUCAGAGGAACCGGGAGGGAUCAGGAACGACAACAGCACCGCUUCGUUUCCGAAUCAAAGUUUACCUGCUUGGAACGCUUCCAAUCCCUCUGCCUCAACGCAGAACAUGGAUACUAGCUUGGGCAGAGCGAUACCCAUGACUUCCGACACGUCCCCAAGCCGACCUUCCGGACGAAGGAUGGUCGCAGUCGAUCUUGGGGCUGACUUACCGACUGAGCCAUUUUGCGCUAUCCUCGACGGCAUGGCCAAAUACUCAUGCAUGACUGCGCGGGGUGUAGAUUGCCUAACGGAAAUUCAUCCCAACCUGGAAAUUCGACAGACGACUCCACCGCAGCGACAGGGCCAAGGGUAUCCAACCCCUGCUGGCAUCAUCGUCAACCCCCAGAGGUUUGUCGAGUUGACCAUGAAAGCCUUGAAUCCUGCAAUCCCACCGAUGUCUGUUGAUAUGCUCAUUUGGGAGGGCGACAGUCCGGUCGCUGACGUGGAGGUGUACCUGGGUUGGCAACUGUUCGAAAAGCUCCAGGCUCGGAAGACUCAACUGAAGGCCGGAGACGUCCGUCGGCAGACCACCGACUUCAGUGCGAUGGAUCGGCCCAUGGGACAGUACGAAAAUGCCGGAAUGUCAGGUACCGGUAAUCUUCCCACCGUUCUCCAAAGCGACCUGUCGCUCGCCGGAACCAAGAAUCCACCAGGCCCGGAAAUCGCCUCGUAUGGCAGGGUUUACGUCCCGUCUAAUACGUUAGGCUUCUUAUCUUCGGACGACGGUGGGCAAUUCUUCAACUCUUCGGAUCUCGAAAGUACCCAGUCGCCGAUGACUUCCCUCUUCUCCGAAGCACCUUGCUCUAUAACGACAUGUUCGAGCUUCGGUCCGAUUCUUGCCCCCGUGGACCCCUUGGCCGAACUCAUGAAGGAAUUUACCAAUGACGCCUUUGUAGGAUAUGACUGA